AUGUCAAAAGAACUCCUUUCCGAUCAAGGCCUCCGCUUGGAUGGCCGUCGCGCCAACGAAUUACGUCGCGUUCGAUGUCGCUUGGGUGUUUUCAGUCAACCCGAUGGCUCGGCAUAUCUGGAAAUGGGCAACACAAAGGUUCUCGCUGCCGUUUACGGACCUCAUCAAGCCAAGAAAGCAAAUCACGACGAAGUUGUCGUCAAUUGUCAGUACAGCAUGGCGACAUUUUCCACGGGCGAACGCAAAACUCGCCCUCGCGGGGACCGCAAAUCGCAAGAAAUGACAAUUCACCUGCAGGAAACGUUGAGUGCGGCAAUUAUGACGGACUUGUAUCCACGAUCCCAGAUCGAUGUCUUUAUCGAGGUGCUUCAAAGUGACGGCGGAAAUUAUUGUGCGUCGAUAAAUGCUGCGACACUGGCUUUAAUUGAUGCUGGCAUUUGCUUGAAGGAGUAUGUUUGUGCGUGUACGGCAUCACUCGCGAACGACGAUGUGGCACUGAUGGAUGUUUCGAAUGUCGAAGAGGUGAGCGGAGGACCUGUGUUGACAGUGGCUACGUUACCAAAAUCGGGAAAAAUUGCAUUUAUGGAGAUGUCACAGCGAUUUCACUUGGAUUGCUUGCCAAAAGUGUUGGAAUGUGCCACGAAAGGAGCAAAAGAGUUGUACGAAAUUUUGGAUAAAGCUGUGCGCGAUCAUUUAGUGGAAGUAGGAUCGACAGGCGAUUGGGGAAUUGUUAUCAAAUAAAGGAAUUUAUUUCAUAUUUCUAAUAA
Molecule: messenger RNA, 767 nt
Organism: Culicoides brevitarsis
Lineage: Eukaryota; Metazoa; Arthropoda; Insecta; Diptera; Ceratopogonidae
Gene: Ski6
Product: exosome complex component RRP41
Exons: 1
Coding region: 1-741 (246 amino acids)
Biological process (GO): poly(A)-dependent snoRNA 3'-end processing; U4 snRNA 3'-end processing; nuclear mRNA surveillance
Cellular component (GO): nucleolus; cytoplasmic exosome (RNase complex); nuclear exosome (RNase complex)
Source: RefSeq, a predicted model, not a curated record